GGCAUCCAACGUUAUAGAAGAAGCAUCACAGAGAGAACUGUCUGUAAACUGUGACAAUACAGUGGACAAAAAGGCUACAGGCAGCAUCUGCGAUUCGGACGAAGAGGAAACAUCUUGUGGCGCUGGGUCAUGUUCCCCUUCCUGUAUGCAAAGAUGUGGGACAGUUGGAUCUUUCACGAUAUCAAUUGGAUUUGCUUCCCUUUUUCUACAAACAAUAACGGUUUAUCUGUCAUCUCAGAUAACUACACUGGAGAAGGUGUUCAACAUUGACAGUACAACGAGUGGAACCCUACUGAGUUGCAAUGAUAUCGGCUACCUUGCCACAGUCUUGGUCACCAGCCACUUCAUCCGAAAGAGACACAUCCCGAGAGUGCUAGGUGUCAGUACGAUGAUUUAUGCCCUGUCGGGAGUUCUCAGUGGACUGCUUUAUUUCAUGGAUCCCUCGGCUUUGCCAAGAGGCAGCAGCAUGACAGAUGAUGUCACCAACGCUUCUUACGCUGGCGAUGGGGGGAAGUAUCUGUGUAGUCAGUCUGGGCGGGAGAGUAGACAGAAUGAAACGUGUGAGGCUGGAUCUGAUAGACCCCUCGAGAAGAAUCGAAAAAGAACAGGGCUGCUUUUAGGGGCACUUAUAUGUCUUACAAUGUUUGGACCAGCGUUGGCGUUUUCUUUUGGAGGCGUCUUUUCUCAAAUCCCAGUUGAUUUGUCUCCGACGUCUCUGACCCCACAGGACCCAAGAUGGAUUGGUGCAUGGUGGCUUGGAUUCCUAGUUUUCGGUGGUGUGUCGGUUGUCACUGCAGUGCCACUGUUCUUCUUCCCGAAGAAAAUAAAAGGCCGACAGUUUGUCCCAUCAGAUGAUGACAAGGAGCAAACAUUUUGUGGCAAAGUAAAAGAUUUGCCUUUGUCGCUGUUCAGGGUGGUGAGUAACCCGGUCUACACUGUGAACAACCUCGCCAUGGUUACUGGAACGAUCGCUGCGGUGGGGCUAAUUUCAUUUGGGGCCAAGUACCUGGAAACAAUCUUCAACAUCCCUGCAUGGAAGUCCAACCUGUUUUUAGGUGUCAUCGUGGUGAUAACAACAAUUCUGGGCACGUUUCUAGGAGGUGUCAUUGCAACGCGUUUCAAGUUAGAAAGAAGUGGUUGUCUCAAAGUAAUGAUCGGGACGUACGUUCUGGCUACUCUUGCUCAGUGCCUCAACUUCCAAUUUUGGUGUGACAACCAAACUAUACGCGGGCUACAGAGAAACCAAGAGAGGGUUGUGCUUGAUGAGGGUCCGAGUACAUGUGACUGUCUCAACGUCCCCUUUCUUCCGGUCUGCAAAGGUAACGUCACGUUCUUCUCGCCAUGUCACGCGGGAUGUCACAACCAGACUGACACUACUUACGGAGGCUGUUUGUCUGCUGGAGGCGGUUCUGUAAGCCCAAGCUUCUGUGACACUGGGUGUCCCUACCUCUACCCCUACGUUGCGGCCACGGCUCUUUUCGCUUUGAGUGGAAGUAUUGCUAUCGUCCCCGGCUAUCUUGUUCUCAUACGAAGUGUAGCGGAGAAAGACAAGGCAAUGGCAGUGGGACUUUACAGUUGUUCUGUGUCUGUUCUGGUAUACCUUCCAGUUCCUAUUGUGUAUGGGAAGAUUAUCGACACCACCUGUAUUGUCUGGAACUACGCAUGUGGCGCACGGGGAUCAUGUGCACUGUACGACCUUGUGGAUCUACGAUUGAAGAUUACAGGAAUGAAUGUAUGUGGCAACGCAGUGACUGCUGUGUUGAGUGUCAUGGCACUGUUCCUUCUGAAGUGGAGGAAUAAUAAACCAGAAAAGUCAAAGAAACUCGCGCCAGAGACAUUCAGCUGUAUAUCGCGCAUCUCAGCCAUGUCGACAGAAGUUGUCGGGACAUCAUUGUCGUUGUUAUCUGUUGUUAAUGCCGAUAACAAAGAAGACCCGAUUGGACUUAACGUAAAUUUGCCUAUUACGCAGGAGACGCCAAAUUGGCGCCGCAGAAUAACGGGACUUGGCUCAUUCACCUUCUUUGCAGGCGCUGCUUCCCUUUGCUUACAGACCGUUACUGUAUACAUAGCAUCCCAGGUUCCAACCAUUGAGAAGGUGUUGAACAUCGACAGCACCACCAGCGGAGUCAUUAUGAGCUGUAACGACAUCGGCUUCUUGACAACCAUACUGUUUAGCAGUCACGUCCUCCGUACCAGUCAUAUUCCACGUGUCCUUGGUGUAUGCACUAUUGUGUACGGUUGUGCAAGCUUCCUAUGCAGUAUUCCCCAUUUCCUUAAUCCUGCAGUUUUGCCUAGGACGUCAGAGCUGAGGAACAUCAGUUCGGAACAGUUCCACCUGUGUACAAGUCAAGGUCGAAACCUCCGUGGAAGGAUACCAUGUGAUGAUGACGGCCGUGGGUGGAGGGCAAGCAAGUCCUGGUCAAUAGCGUUGUUCGCUGUGUGCUUGUUGGUCCAGGGUGCGGUGAAAGCUCCCAGAACGCCUCUAGUCACCGAGUACAUUGACAACAACGUUAUCCAGAAACGACACACGAGCGUAUUGUUAGGUUCAGUCCUGACUCUGGGAGUCUUCGGUCUGGCUGUUGCAUUUGUAAUGGGUGGGAUCUUCUCUGCUAUACCAGUCGACUUGAGCGACACAACGCUAACGAGACGCGACCCACGAUGGAUCGGUGCUUGGUGGCUUGGCUUCUUGGUGCUGGGGGUGAUUUCCGUUGCCCUUGCGGUCCCGUUGUUCAUCUACCCUAAACAACAGAAUAGUCGACCCCUGGCCCCGACAGAGGAGCAGACGUUUUGGAUGAAGGUUAAGGACGUCCCUAAGUCUGUGUUUCGAGUGCUGAGAAAUCCAGUCUACCUGUUUACCUUGCUGGCAAUGGUCGGACUGAACAUACGGGCACUCGGCCUCAUCGUCUUUGGGUCCAAGUACAUGGAACACGUCUUCAGUGUUCCAAUCUGGCAAUCAAGCAUGUUUAUAGGUAUAGGAGUGAUGCUGCUAAGUGGAAAUUGGAGUUGGGUGCUAGGUGCUUUCUCGGUGGGGCUGUGGUAUCUCGUUUUAAGAUGGAUCACAGAGGGUGCCUCUUAUUUGCAACUGGAGCCAUGCUGCUGUCCACAAUUACUGACAGCGUAAAUAUGACAAUGGGAUGCCCCAACAAACGCAUAGUUGGGCUAAACAUGAAAUUAAAUGGCACUCUGAACUCAACUGCUUGCCAGAGUGAGGGUGCAGACUUCCUUCCGGUUUGCCGCAACGAUGUCACAUUUUUCUCCCCAUGCCACGCCGGGUGCCACAGUUCCACUGAUAGCUCAUAUGGAGGCUGUUCUGGCGAGGAAGGCGGGGCAGUAGAGUUGGGAAUGUGCGACUCUGGCUGCACCAAGCUCUACCCCUUUAUGGCGCUCACACUGCUCUAUGCAGUGGUCGGUUCAUUCUCCCUUGUGCCCAGCUAUCUUGUUUUAAUCAGAAGCGUCCCUGAAAGCGAUAGGGCAAUGGCAACAAGUAUCUAUGGACUUUCGUUAUCGCUCCUUGCCUUCAUUCCGGCCCCGAUACUCUAUGGGAAGAUUAUCGACACUACCUGUAUUAUCUGGAGGAACUCGUACGGGAAACCCGGGGCUUGUACAUUGUACGAUAUUGUUGACUGGAGGCUGAAGAUGACGGGAAUGAACGUUGGACUAUUGGUGACGUCCACCCUAUUGGGUGUUCUGGCGUAUUGCGUUCUAAGACACAAAGAAAGACCUGUGUGACUGGUAUGGAUUUGUUGAACCACAACUGUCAGGCUCAGCAGGGGCAAUAACAUUAUUUAAACAGUUAAAAUAAUUGUCCGUACAGCUGAUGACGCUGUUUCAGGAACGCAACCCUGACAUGCGCAGUAGUCAUACUGCCCUGGCAAUAGCUGGUCGUUUCCUUUCACCCUUACAUAGAGAUAAGCCUUGAGACAAAUUACAACCCAAGUUAGGGUUUAAUCAUUCCAAAUCCUUUUUUUUUAUGCUUGCUGAUAUUUUAUUGUGCAUGCCAUUAAGGACGUUCCAUGCAGCUCUGAUGCUACUGAAACAAAUUAUAUGCUCAUGAUAUAGUCACAAUUGUACAAUCGACUCUGCUUUUAGCAGAGAUUAUUUAUGAAGGUGGAAAGGGUUUUGUCGCUUCUAUUUCUAUCUCUCUGUUGAUAUGUUACUGAUUGGGAUUGAUGUCCCAAUGUUUCAAUAUCGUAUAAAGCAUUAAGGCACUGCAAGUGAGUGAGUGAGUUUAGUUUUACGCCGCUUUUAGCAAUAUUCCAGCAAUAUCACGGCGGGGGACACCAGAAAUGGACUUAACAUAUAGUGCCCAUAUGGGGAUCGAACCCGGGUUUUCGGCGUGACGAGCGAACGCCUUAACCACUAGGCUACCCCUGGCCCCUAAGGCACUGCAAGGCGCUACACAGGACAUGGACAUCAGGACGGGCAGUGUCGUCAUGUGUUAAUUGCUUUUGUCUGUAACUGUGGAUCUAGAUAUAUCUUUCCCCGACUGCUAAGUGUAUUGCAUGUAAUAUGAUAUUGUACUAAUAAACAGACUACUAUGAUAUUUGCAAAUACUUUGGGGUUAAACCCCUCACUCACCCAACAAUCCACACAGGGCUGAAUGGAGCACAGGUCGCACGAGCAAGACAUAUAUCAUAUCAACAUAUAUUGCCACGAUUGGGACUUAUUAGUUGAACUUUAAAGACUUGGGUUGGCAUUGGUAAAGGCGUUUG
Molecule: messenger RNA, 4712 nt
Organism: Haliotis rubra (blacklip abalone)
Lineage: Eukaryota; Metazoa; Mollusca; Gastropoda; Lepetellida; Haliotidae
Product: solute carrier organic anion transporter family member 2A1-like
Exons: 19
Coding region: 146-3121 (991 amino acids)
Biological process (GO): transmembrane transport; sodium-independent organic anion transport
Cellular component (GO): membrane
Source: RefSeq, a predicted model, not a curated record